AUGUUGUUCAAAUUCCUUCUCCUCUUCACUCUCCUCGCCGAGCUGGGUCUCGCGCACCAGGUGCAGCGCCUUGGAUACCUACCUCAGCACCAGGUCAAGCGUCAGAAUGCUGCCCCAUCGCCCAUCCUCUCCAGCAUCAGCAUCCCGCCUCCUCCUCUUUCGACUGGCGCUGGUGCCAACGUUCCCGCCCCGCCCGCUCCGGCCGGAACCACGGGCAGGUUCCUCAACACCACCCGUCCUGCUGCAGCUGCGUCUCCCCCACCGCCGAGCUCUGCCGCCGCAGCUCUUCCCCCAGCAGUGAGCUCUGCCGCUGCUGCCGCUCCUCCCCAGAUUUCGACCCUGACAGAGGUCGCCACCGUCACCUCGCUCCUGUCCAACAACGUCACCACCACCCAGGUCGUCACGACGGAGCGCACCGUCACCGCCGCUGCCCCCAUCAUCAUGCAGCCGCAGAUCAUCAUCAUCUCCCAGGUCACCUUCUUCAACUUCAACUCCGCCCUCGGCGGCGCAUGCCCCCCUGUCCAGCAGGGCCAGCAGGGCGGCUUCAUCGUCGCCGGCCAGCAAUUCCAGCAGUUCCAGUCCGCCUGUAGCGCCGCCUGUGGCAUACAGCUCUCUCAGUGCCAGAGCAUCACUGGACAGGGUUUCCAGCUCUCUCAGUGCCAGUCCCAGCACAUCGCUUGCCAGAACGCCGCAAAGACCGCCACCGUCACUGUCACCGUCCCCACGACCGUCACCCAGACCGUGGUCCUGCCCAACGGCCAGACCUCUGGUGCUGCUGGUGGUGUUGCUUCUGGCGUUGCCGAGGCGGGCGGCUCCGUCAUCGCCACCACCACCCUCCCCGCUGGCGCCGGCGUGGCCGUCGGAACCGGAGGCGUCUCGAUUGUCACCGUCACGGCUACCCCCGCGGCUCCUCCUGCCCAGCCUGCCGCCCCUCAGACCAGCGUCGUGACUACCACUAUUGUAGCCAACCCUGGCCAGCCCGACGCCACCCCCGUGGUGUCUGUCAUCACUGUCACCGAGCACGCUGGCGCCGCGCCGUCCAUGCCUGCCGGAGGAGGCAAUGCUGCUGGAGGAGGCAAUGGUGCUGAAGGAGGCAAUGGCGCUGAAGGAGGCAAUGGUGCUGGAGAAGGCAAUGGUGCUGAAGGAGGCAAUGGCGCUGAAGGAGGCAAUGGUGCUGGAGAAGGCAAUGGCGCUGAAGGAGGCAAUGCUCCCAUGCCCGUCGUUACUUCCGCUCUUGUUUCGACCCUCCCUGCUGCGGGCGGUUUGCCUCCCGUCGUCUCCACGAUCUACGUCACCAAGACCGCCGAGGCUGCCCCUCCUCCCCCUCCUCCCUCUCCUCCCGCGCAGGCCCCCAAGCCCGAAGCACCCAAGCCCGAGGCACCCGCCGCAGCGCCGGUCACUUCGGCACUGGCUUCGACCCUGCCGGCUGAGGGCACAGCCCCUCCCGUCGUGACCACCGUCUACGUCACGGCCCAGCCGCCCGCAGCCACCGCCCCUCCCCCGCGCGUCAUCACCGUCACCGUCGGCACCCUUACCGGCGUCGUGACCGUCUCCGACGAAGCCCAGAGCACGGCUUCUGCAACAACCGUGGCGCAGGCCCUCCCCAGCCCUGGGACCGAGGGCGGCGCAGGCGAGCAGGACUGCGUUCCCGUCACUGUCACCGCAAGUUGCGUCCCAGUUACCGUCACCCAGACCGUCUCCUCGUGCCCCGCGCCCACCGGCGAGCUCAAGCACGUCAAGGAAGCGUUCAGGAAGCACGGGCACACAAAAGAACGCGACGUGGCCUACCGCCCCCGCAACUUCGGGCGCGCCUUUGGCUCGUGGUAA
Messenger RNA from Colletotrichum graminicola M1.001, 1827 nucleotides. RefSeq lists its product as uncharacterized. NCBI's taxonomy places the organism in Eukaryota, Fungi, Ascomycota, Sordariomycetes, Glomerellales, Glomerellaceae. The coding region runs from base 1 to 1827 and encodes 608 amino acids. The transcript has a single exon. The record is from RefSeq and is a predicted model, not a curated record.